AUGACGGGCAGGAACCACUGUGCCUAUGUGGUUGAAAAGACAGUGUCCUUCACCGUGCAGGAUGGGGCAGCCCCAUAUGUAAAAGCAGAGUACAACAAGUGUUCCUGGGGUCAAAAAUGUCCAGCUCUCCAGUAUCGUCUGAUGUACAAACCAAUCUACAAGGCGGCACAUAAAACCGUCACAGAGCUGGAGUGGCGUUGUUGUCCCGGCUACUCUGGUUAUGGCUGUAUGGAGGGACAUCCUGUUUACCAACACCCCAUGAGAAUGAUGCCGCCAUUCAAGGGCCCACCAAUGAAAGGCCCGCAGUUUAAAGGGCCACAGUUCAAGGGCCCUCAGUACAAAGGCCCCAUGUUCAAGGGUCCCAUGUUCAAGGGCCCACCUAUUAACACUGGUGUGAAGGCCAACCCAUGGAGUCAACUCAAAGGACCUCCCACCGGCAGUUUUAACUCUUACCAAAUGCACCACUUUGGGCCUCCGAGGACCUCCUCCUAUCCAGACACCCCCUUCGAGCCUUAUCCACCUCAGCCAGAGCCUAUGCCAGAGCACCAGGAACCACAUCACACAGAGCACAACCAAGAACAUGAGCAUGGCCUUGAGCAUGAGCAUGAACAUGAACAUGAACAUGAAAUUGAACAUAGCCAAGGACCUGAGGAACAUAUACCAGAGGAAAUCCCUCCUCCUCCUUCUCCCUCUGGUGGUGAACAGCCUGAAGGCCAAGCUCUAGACAGUGAGACAGAGGAGCGAAUAUAUCGAAUGGAGGAAGAUGUGCAGCGUCUAAACCAGGGCCUGGAAACCCUGAGGGGAACUGUGAAUGGACUGGAAGAAAGUCUACGAGCCUCGCUGAGAGAGGAUGCCAACAGGAUGCUGACAGCUCUGCUCUCUGCUGUCCCUGGUCCUGUUCCCGCUCCAGUUGCCGCCUCUGGUCCAUCCACUGUAGGGUUUGUAGAGAUUCCUGGAGGAGAUCCUGAGAUAGAGGGGGUUGAUGGCAGACACGUGUUUCCAGGCCUUACAGAACUGAACGGAAACGUAGAGGAGCUCAGGACAGAACUGCAAGCCAAGACAGCAGAGCUGCAGGAGCUCAAAGCAACAGUGAUGGGACAUGAUGGAGCACUGAAGAAGAUGUCGAAUAGAGCAGGAGUGGUAUCAGACUCCAAUGGCAAUCUUGGGGAAAAUGCCCAGAAAGCUAUGGAGAACGUAAUGGAUGCCAAGCUGAGUGCAGCCAGGACAGAAAUUCUUGGUGGGUUCGAGAAGCGCGUGGAGAGUGCAGAGGGACGAUGCGAGGAGAAAGCAGGGGAUUUGCGUCGUCAGUGCCAGAGGGAGCAAGGUGAAAGGCAAGAGCAGAUGGAGGACGCUCUGGAGGAAAGUAACACAGACUUGAAAACAGAGAUGACAAACCUCAAGGCACAGAUCCAUGGUUUAAAGGCUACAGAGAGCUGCUCUGGAGUGAGUGGACUGGUUCAAAGGGUGCAGAUGCUGGAAACAUCAAUGGCAGGCCUUAACCAGUCCCAAAGGCACCUUAGAGUGGAGCUGGGAGGACACAAGGACCACAUAGAGGGAAUGCUGGAGGGGCGUUUGGGUUACGUGGAGGCACAGCUCAACCUGACUGGGCAGAUUCAAAGCGAUGAGUCUGGAAGGAUGAAUAGUGUCCCAGACAGAGCUGAGACAGGACAGGGUAUGGAGGCCAGAAUGGAGGGUAAGUUGAGUGCUCUGGAAGGUCGUUUACUGACGGCUUUGGAGGAGCUGGGUAAUGCCACUGCCCCCGCACUACUGGAGGGUCAUGCUGUUCCCACUCUGGAAACAGAGUUGGAGUCUCUCAGAGGGAGACUAGAGAUCGAUGUGGACAGAAUGCAGAAGCACCUGAGCAGCCUUGAGAUUAUGUGCUCCUCUUCCCGUUCCUCAUCUCAAAACCCAUCUGCCAUCCAAGGAGACUCUGCUGCGCCAAGUGCUAACCUGGCAGAGGAGCAGAAUGUGAAGGAGGCACUCAACAUGCAAGGUGACCGUUUGAGUAGCCUCAACGUCACACUGCAGAACAUCCUGAGGCGUCUGACACUCAGGGACCAGCAGCAGGAACAAGCAGAGGGAGAUUAUCCCAUCGAGGGAGAGCUAACAAUCCUCAAGUUCAAUGUCCGCUCAGUCAACCGCACCCUCAAAGGCCUCCAGGACUCCCUGGGGACAGUGGUCCACCAGGUGGGCCAAGCCAACAGCUCCUGGCAUGAGAGAGAGGCUCGUCUGGCCCAGCAGAUAAAGGGUGUGGUGCAGCUGGUUGGACAUCAGGCCUCCAUGCUCGGGGCAGGUGAGCGCAGACUGACCCGAGUUAAAGGCGAGCUGCAAGAGAUGAAGAGGCGGCUAGCUGAGGGGGUGCGGGGCUGCCGGAGCACAGCUAUGGGGGUCCAGAAAGAGGUAACUGAGGUUGGAGGGCGUGUUGCCAGUGUGGAAGACCAGUGUAAAGGCCUGAGUUACUUGGCAGAGGACCUGGAAAGAAUCAGGGAGGAGUUGGAGAGACAAUCGAAUGGGCUUCUCGUGCAAGUCAAUGGGACUCUCUCCAGCCACGCUCAGCAGCUGUCUGAGCUGAGAGGCGAACUCAGAAACUGCACCUCCCAGGUAGAGCCAACACAACAGAGUUCAGAGCUGGAGCCAGAACGGAGACGAGGGGACACCUUCACUUUGAAUUAGUUCUGUUCAUACGGACAAUAGAUUUUAAAAAAAGAAUGAAAAAGGGGAUAAUACUCUGCAGGUGCAGUGGGGGUCCACUAAAACCCCAUCUUAUUAUCUGAAUUGUAAAAUACAAAGGUUGUGAACCUGCACUGAAAUAAGGAUGGAUUUAGCUAGCUUACAGUAAAAAAUGAAAAGAUGAAUGACAACUAAUUCCAACUGCACUAAUAACACAGAAUCUUGAAAUUGAAUCAUGGAGGUGGUAAAAUUAACUCUUUGUUGUAAUGGACCAUUAUUUAGAGCCCCAGUGAUUGAGAAAAACAACAGCAAAUUGCACCUGUGUUCCUGUACUGUUUCUGUAAAGCUUACAAAAAUAUUGUAUGAAUGGUUGUUUAACAAUGUUUACACGUUUAAGUUUUUGUAUUGAUUUUUUCUUAUGUCUAGACUAGAAGUAUACAAGAUAUGUUUUUAUAUGAUUUAAGUUCCUGAGCAUCUCUUUACAUCAUAAAAUGUUAACAUGUCAAGCUGUACACAGUUUAUUUUCAAGGUUUUUCAAUUCUGACAAUCC
Molecule: messenger RNA, 3220 nt
Organism: Sebastes umbrosus (honeycomb rockfish)
Lineage: Eukaryota; Metazoa; Chordata; Actinopteri; Perciformes; Sebastidae
Gene: emilin3a
Product: elastin microfibril interfacer 3a
Exons: 4
Coding region: 1-2673 (890 amino acids)
Cellular component (GO): extracellular matrix
Molecular function (GO): protein binding
Source: RefSeq, a predicted model, not a curated record